AUGGGACAUGGACAUUAUCUUUCACUGCGGAAUAAGCCAUGUGAUGAGACUAUUGAUGGAGGAGGAGCUGGUGGAGGUGGUGAUGGAGAUGGUGCCUUAACUGGUGGUGGAAUUGGUUGUCUUGCUGGUGAUGGAGAUGGUCCCAUAACUGGUGGCGGAGUUGGUUGUCUUGCUGGUGGUGGUGGAGGUUGCUUUGCUGGUGAGGGAGAUGGUGCCUUAACCGGUGGUGGUGGUGAAGGUGGUGACUUAAUAAGUGAUAGUGAUAAGUGUGACGAUGGCGUUGGGUUAGUAAUAGAUGGGAUGCCGGGUAAUACAGGAGGAAUUAUAGGAUCAAUAAUAGGGCCGACGAGAAAAGGAGGAAUAAAAGCUGAGUCUGUUGACGGCAGUGGUGGUGGUGAUGGUGACGGUGACGGCGGAGGUGAAAUUGUUAAAUGCGGAGAUAUAUAG
This is a messenger RNA of Solanum dulcamara, 447 nucleotides long. RefSeq names its product glycine-rich cell wall structural protein-like. The coding region runs from base 1 to 447 and encodes 148 amino acids. The transcript has 3 exons. NCBI's taxonomy places the organism in Eukaryota, Viridiplantae, Streptophyta, Magnoliopsida, Solanales, Solanaceae. The record is from RefSeq and is a predicted model, not a curated record.